AUGCUCUGCAAUGGCCUGUCCUCUGGUACCAAGAACCACUUUGAGUGGUUUGAAGAACUCUCCGGCCCCGACUGCAUCCGCUACAGCCACGUCUACAUACCAGUCAAGAAGGUCAAGGAUCGCCACUCCACGCGCACUCACUGGACCUUCUAUCUGAUCCACAACAUCGGUCUGAACUCAUAUGCUGGCACCAACAGCAAGUGGAUUGUCCUUGACGUCCUCACCUUCAGUACCGGCAAACCCUGCAUCUCGUGGAACACAGUCAUCCGCCCAACGCACGAGCAAGUUGUAGCGUGGACCACCCGCUCCCACAGUCACUGCCUUCGCCCACUUCCGUGUGUAUACUCCAGCAUACGCACUGCCUUUAGCACUCGCUACAACAAUCGCAAGUUCGCGCUCAAUCCCCUUCAACGCCUAGACUCCCUCAUCCUCUGCUAA
This is a messenger RNA of Peniophora sp. CBMAI 1063, 438 nucleotides long. The record is from the annotation of a GenBank genome assembly. Lineage: Eukaryota; Fungi; Basidiomycota; Agaricomycetes; Russulales; Peniophoraceae.